CGCGGGGGCGUGCAAAGCACAACGUUGGUGGGGAACGGGAGCCAAUCGGCCGGCGCCUUUUUCCCCGAGCGCCAGAGCUCCUUUGAGCUGUUUGCGCUCGAUCCGGUCAAAUUCGUCUUCAACGAUUAGACUCGACAUUAAUAGGAGAUAUUGCACCCUUUACUUCUGGGUGGUGGUUCGGCAGUACUACAGCUACGUCCAGUCUCAAAGUCUUGCGACGAUUGUCAGGGUAGCGCGGGAUCUCUACGGCUCAUUAUUAGCCCUGGGCCGCCCUCAGCUAGGGACGCUGAUAUUGGCGCAUCAAGGCCCAGUUCGCCUUUCAGACGGACUAACAAGCGCAUUUGCACGGCCUAUUCAACCGGAUAUCUGAGAUUAGCCCUUGGCUUUCAUUCCAAUCCCAGUGCCAAGGGUCCGCGCAUUUCCAUUGCGCCUGUACCUCGUCUCGGACCAUAAUCGAUCCCUCCUCUCCCAUAAUCACGACCAUGAACCAAGCAACCUUCGACAUCCAACCCGUGAACCGUUUCGGCGGUUCAAAUACCACCAUCCGCCGACCAAAGGAAAUCGCGUGCUUCUCCUAUGAUCAGGAUCGCCGCUUCUCCCUGGGUGAUGCAUCUAUCGCAUAUUACUACCCACCAAGUCUACCCGCAGACCUAAAUAUCGGGUUCGAUACGUUUCAGAAACUUAAUGAUGCUGCGGAUGAGCAUUUGGAUGCGUUGCUUGAUACCGUCAUUGCGAUGGAAAAGGAGACGGGGAAGAGAUGUGAGACUGAUAUUCUAACGUGGCGGGGGAUGUUGACCAAGAUUUUGACGGCUCCCUUUGAUAUGAUGAAUGGUUUCGAGAUGAAUGCGACAUGUUAUCAGGGCACGAUAUUCAUCGAAGAGAACAACUCAUACAAAAACCGACAAAAAGAACUUCAACGAAACCAAAGAAUGCCCCCGGGAAUGGCAUCCCAAGAACUCAUGAUGUACUGGGGCUACAAAUUCGAAGUCCUAUCCGUCCUCCGAAAACCAUGGGAUCCAUCCACCCGCGAAGAAAUCGAAGGUCGUCAGAACGAGGUCGUCAAUAAUAGCGCCCAAUACUGCUCGGUCGUCAAAACGGGCAUGGGAAACGUGCGCAUGGUCCUCGGCGGCGAAGUCGAUGCGGUCUGGGACUGCAAACCCGAUAGGAAAGAAGAUCCCAUUCACUGGGUUGAACUCAAAACCUCGGCCGAAAUCCGCAAUGACCGCGAUAUGCUCAAGUACGAGCGGAAACUACUCAAAUUCUGGGCCCAGUCGUUCUUACUUGGUGUACCCAAGAUUAUCGUCGGGUUCCGUGAUCAACAGGGUAUCGUGCAUCGUCUGGAAGAGCUCGAGACUGCUAGUAUUCCCGGUAAAGUAAAGAAGGUUGGUCGGGGGAGCUGGGAUGGGAAUAUUUGUAUCAAUUUUGCGGCGGCGUUUCUGGAGUGGCUGAAGCAGGUUAUCCAGGGAGAGGGAGUUUGGAGGAUACGAAAGGUGGAAAAGUCUCAUAAGAUUGAGGUUUACAAGGUUGAAGAGUCUGGGCAUGGUGAUAUCCUCUCGUCUGCGUUCAAGACGUGGCGAGAAGGCUUGAUGGAGGAGUGA
This is a messenger RNA of Penicillium brasilianum, 1598 nucleotides long. The record is from the annotation of a GenBank genome assembly. NCBI's taxonomy places the organism in Eukaryota, Fungi, Ascomycota, Eurotiomycetes, Eurotiales, Aspergillaceae.